GUAGUCUUGAUAGCAAUCAUGAUCAUACUGCACCCUUGGAAUUAGGUCUAGUUAUUCAUGCUCUCCAAACAUCGCUUGUCGAGCAAAAAGAGGAGAUGAUUGUUGUAGAGGAACCUGUAUUUGAGAAUCCACAGGAAGAAGAAACACCCGUAGUAAAUAAAAGAGAGGCAAAAAUUAUCACAGACUAUCAAUCGGAUAUUAUUCCAGCAAGACCACCUACCUCGACCCAUUCUGCCAACUUAAUUGUCAUUGGUCCUAUCGUGCCAAAAUCUGUCAAGGUCAACACAUUAACACCACGCGAACAAGAGAAGGCCGACGAACCAAUCUCAAAAGCAAUUCAUUAUUUAUUCAACAAUCAAUUUAUGAAGGCUAAAAAAUUGUUGGAGCAACAAGCAACCACAGAUCCAUUACAUGCAUUGGGUCUUGGAUCUAUGGUAUUUUUGAAAGCACUUAUGACAACAGACAAGCAAACAACAAAUGAAGCUCUACAAGUCUUAAUGUCUACCUAUAAUUUGGCAACAGCUCAGAUUGAUAAUGCUACCAAAAAAAAUGUUGGUGACACGGUGAUUCAGUACUUUGCUUCAUAUUGUAACUACAUCAAGUUCUCUCGUGGUACAGGUGUCCCAACACACGUUACGCCUGCAAAACCAAAGGCACUGGAAAUGCACAAGGUACAUACGGUUCCCAAUGGCGUUUUACGUGCUCAUGUUGCCAAAGCAGAAGCCUGUUUACAAAUGGCCAUUUUACAUUUAUUGAAAGAAAGUGUUUCUGGGUAUAUUAAAUGCGGACUUAAUUUAAAACGAGCUUAUGCCAGUUACAGUAUUGUUUGGCAAGAAUACAAACGUAUGGGACAGCUGCAUAACGAAUACAUUGAUCGUGAUACAAUUUCAGGAAUACAAUUUGGUAUUGGUUCAGUCCAUUUGGUGUUAGCAUCACUUCCUCAAAAGGUUCUACGAAUUGUGGCCGCAUUUGGAUGGAAAGCCGACAAGCAUCUAGGAUUUGCUCUUUUAAAGUUGUGUCUAGAAGAUAGACGAGCAAGAUCUCCCAUGGCAUCACUGAUGCUUCUGGCUUAUUAUACCGCGUUAACUGCAUUAUGCCCUCAAAUACUAUCGGAUGAGUAUACACAGCCUGCCAUUGAAACACUUUUGGACGCUCAACGAACAUAUCCUAACUCUACCAUCUUUUUAUACUUUGCCGGUCGAACUUCACGACUAGCACGCAACCUGACCCUUUCAACACAAUCCUUUUUAUACGCGAUUGAAACCAGUAAAAACGAGUGGGCUGAAGUCCAAGUGCUCCAUAUGUGCAACUAUGAAAUGGGAUUAAACCACAUGAUGCAAAAUAAUUGGGAAGAAGCGUGCGAGAUAUUUCAAUUCUUGUAUACCGAAAGAUACUGGUCGCAGGCUAUUUUUCAAUACCUGUGUGGAGCCUGUUUAGAUAUGAUGGGCCAACGCACCGAAGCAAUUUUGGCAUUCGCGGAAGUGCCUUUACUGCUCAAAAAAUCUUCACAGUCUAAUGCCAGUACGUACUCUAUUGAGCAGUAUGUGCUUUGUAAAGUAAAACUCUUUCAAUCCAGCGGAUAUCAAGAUAUGGACAUGACGAUGUGUGGACUGGAGUUUUUAUAUUUAUAUAAUGCAUAUGAGUUUAUGGAUAUGGUUCAACUAGAGCAAAAUUUGGGAUUGACCGAUUACGCUUUGACACGAAUUUUGGAGUCAGAAAAAUUAGAGUAUGGUAUACGCACGCGAGAGUUGUUACCCGAGACACCGCCCCCACAGUACGACGAUCAACGAGGAGCGUUACUUUUAAUUAAAGCGUCUAUAUUAAAUGCGAUGGGGAGGUUUCAAGAAUCAGUGAUUCAUUUGAAUUGGAUUAUCGAUAGGAAAGAUAGAAUAACUGCAGAUAAAUGGGUUGUCCCUUAUGCUUAUUGGGAGGUCGGUAUGACUUGCUGGAGUUUAAAUCAAAAAUCGAGAGGCAGAGAAUUUUGGGAAAUUGCUCUGGGUUAUUCCAAUUAUGAUUUUGAGUAUAGAUUAGCCAUGAGAGUUAAUUUGGCGAUUACAAGAGCGGAUGAACUGGGCAUUUACAAACCUGGGGUAAAAAAGACGCCUUCUGAGUUAUAUAUACCAUAUAACAAUACCGCAAGUAUAAGUAGUAUGGACGAUGACGACUAUACACCUAUGUCAUCCAAGAUCUCAGAGCAGGACCAGAAGGUGGAAGAAAUGGAGCACGUGGUUGCCCAAUUAGAUCUAGGUUCGAGUGUAAUCGCUCCUUUAUAACAAUAAUAAAAU
Molecule: messenger RNA, 2285 nt
Organism: Mucor mucedo
Lineage: Eukaryota; Fungi; Mucoromycota; Mucoromycetes; Mucorales; Mucoraceae
Exons: 5
Coding region: 96-2273 (725 amino acids)
Molecular function (GO): protein binding
Source: RefSeq, a predicted model, not a curated record